Scomber japonicus (chub mackerel) is the source of this 2124-nucleotide messenger RNA. RefSeq lists its product as uncharacterized. NCBI's taxonomy places the organism in Eukaryota, Metazoa, Chordata, Actinopteri, Scombriformes, Scombridae. The transcript has 16 exons. The record is from RefSeq and is a predicted model, not a curated record. Bases 52 to 2124 code for a protein of 690 amino acids.
AACAGAAAGUAAAACAGCACACCUGUUGCACUUCAUCUUGAGCACAUCAAGAUGGAUGCAAUUUUCAACCUACUUAAGACACACAGACUGGAGUCUUAUUACAACAAGUUUGUACAGUUAGGAGUGAAAGAUGAAAGGGAUUUCAUUGAUGGUGUAACAGAUGAGGACUUAAACAACUUUGGAUUCACCCAAGUGGAAAAAAAUCGGUUUGCUAAUAUGAAAACCACCAUUGGCAGACUCAGAGCUCCCUCACACACAGUUGCAAUGCCUGCACAGAAGUUAUUACAGUCAUUCUCUCUGCAGUACACAUAUCCCAAAUGUCCCGAACCAAAACAUAUCACAGAUAUGGAUCCAUCACAAAACACAGUUGAAGAUCUGAUGUUGAGGAUCUGUCACCUUGAAAGCAUUGGUUCUUCCAAAGGUGUCUGUCUCUACACAGUGGAUGGGAUGCCUUUGACUGAUGAUCCCUUCUUCAACACAUGGUCUUUAAAGGACAGACACAUUAAGAGUGGAGAUGAAAUCUAUGCUAUAUUUACACCAAAGGAGAACCUGUUUACAGCUCCUCAGAAUGCAAACAGACCAUUAACUGAAACCUCCAGAGAGGAUACAGUUCGGUGCCAUGUCAUGCUCAAGGGAGACUACGAGGUGAAGGUGAACUUGGCUACUGACACAAUCUCUGAUUUGAAGAACAAGCUUGCAAAUGAAAGUGGAAUCCCAGCACACGUUCUUCAUUAUAAAGGUGGAGAUGGUGCUGGAAACACACUGGAAAGUUGUGGAAUCUCAGAAGAGACAACAGUCCUCUUCUCACUGUCCUCAUUUGCUGAGGAGGUUCCAGACACUACUGAGUUCUUCAGUGAUGAUGUUGUACCCUCUGUGCAGCAAACUCCCAAAGGAAUCAGUGUCUUCUUGUCCUCACUUGAUGUCAUUAAAAACAAACCUCCAGUGGUUCCACACAAGAAUUUGAUUGGCUACAUACGUAAACUAACUGGAUGUAACCCUCUGGCUCAGAGUUUGUAUCAGUUACUCGAGAAGAAUGUAUUCCUAUCUAGGACUCAAAAGAUUGCAGUGGUUGAAGGUCUGUACACACUCUUUAGAGAACUUUUGCCAAAGCUUGGAUCAAAACGUGGGGAAAAGAUCAUUGAGGACCUUGAUGUCUUUGAGCAUUCCACACACUGCUGGGCAUUUCUCAUGACAGAAGCAAAGGAAGAGACAGCAGAACAUGAAGACUAUGCACCAGUUUCUCUGAUGUCUGAAGACAACAAGCGUUUUUGUGAUCCAGUCAGGGUACCUGGAGUACCGGGUACCCUGGAAAGAGCGUAUGUGCUGCAUAUAAUCAGAGAUGGAGAGAAGAUUCCAAACUGUUCCGAGGAGGUUUUACAAGUAACGUCACUCAAGAGAGCCACCAACAUUGAGAAGAUUUUGCUCAGUGUUCAUCCUUCAGUUACAACAUACCAUCUUUGGAUCUCUCAUGGAAGUGUGACUGGUCAGAACUUUCACAUAAAUACUGAGAAGACUUUUGGAGACAUGGCAGAGGAACUGAAAGCUUUCCCUUUUCUCAUUGUGACUCCACCGCUGCUUUUGAAGGAAUUAGGAUACAACCUUGGUGUUUAUCUAGAAAAAAAUAAGUUAAUACCUGGAAUGAUUAUGGUACAUGAUUGUCUGGCUGGCAAAGUCAAUGAAGUGGAUGUGGAUGUAUUGGCAGCAAAAACUGGUGACCAUAGAGACGACCAAUCCUUUGUCACAACCAGGACUCCAGAAGAAGCUAUUCUGGUGCUGAUAGAUGCAAGCUCAUCAAUGACUGGGAAGUGCUAUGGAAGUGUGGAAAUACAGAGAAUUCAUGCUGUAAAAGAGCUUUUUGACAACUUUGCAACACGGACCAUGGCUUAUGAUUUCCAUCAUGUCAUUGGACUGGUGAAGUUUGACUCUACAGUGACAACACUCCACACAUUUACAGAAACACUUGAAAAGUUCAAGGAACAUGUGCACAAUCUUAAGACAGCUAGAGGCACAAAGCUGUAUGAUGCGCUACAGCAUGGAGUACUGGAGUUGGAAAAAGUAAAGAAGAAAUUUCCAGACUGUAGACUUCGCAUUCUGUGUCUCACAGAUGGAGAAGAUCAUGGGUAA